AUGGGCAGCAAGAAGGCGAGGCAUUGUGGAGCAACGCUCCUGGUGCUGUUGAUAGUCGUCGCGGUAGCAGCGCCGCAUAUCGUCGCUCGUCCACUCAUCUCGACGCAGUCUGGCGGACGACGAGCUCAUCGGAACAGCGUCCGCGAUGCGCCGCGAGUCGAACCUUUACUGGAUGCAAGACAGCUGCUCGAUGGCUCCGACGUGCUCAACGCCACCUCGAGCGAGCAAGUAGGCGGCGCUAUUCCGACCUCCACGGCUUCUGCACCGGGUCUAGGCACUCUCAUUGACGCAUAUGGACUCGACUCGCAAGCUUGGACGUGGGAUUUUCCUGCUCCCGUCGUCGAUCCAGUAGAGGCCGCUCUCGUCCCGUCGACGCGUACGAUCAAGCGAGCAGAAGUGUCAUCCGAUGCUUCUGAAUGGCUGUCACAAAAUCUCAAUCUGUAUUCGGGCAGGGUGCUCGUCGGCGCGCAGAACCUCGAGUUCGUACCCCUGCCCGUAAACGCCAGCACCGCGACGUCCGCUUCGCCCCGCGCCGCGCUCAAGGUCACUUACCCCAAGGGUUCUUAUGCCCCCAGCGCUGCCAAUAGCAAAAUGAAGAAUGAGCGAAGGAGCCCAAGCAUCUUUUUGGGUCUGCCGCGUAGAGCUGGAUCAGAUUCGAACAGCGAAGACGCCCCGCUAGGCGGCACAUCGUUUUACGCGCAACCAUUCGCUCCAUCGCCAAACAGCACCACGACCUUGCCGCAGUAUGUGACGUCCGCCAUGCAACAUUCCUCCGACCCAUCCCGUCAGGUGCUGCUCCUGCGCUACACGGUUCACGUGCCCGUUGGCUUUGACUUUGUCAAGGGCGGCAAGCUGCCUGGACUGUACUCUUCAGUCGGUAAGCUCGCAACUUCAAGCGAGGACGGCGCACCGCGAUGGGAUGCCAAUACGGACGGAUGCUCGGGCGGGAGUAGAGAUGGGGUGGGAGCUAGUUGCUGGAGCGUGAGAGCCAUGUGGAGGCAAGACGGCAAGGGCGAAGCUUAUGCGUACUUUCCAACCGAUGUGCUGAGCAGCAAGGAUGCAUCUGCAAGCGGAGAUGCCUAUGAUCCUUGUGGAAGGAACAAGGAGCUCUUGUGCAACGAUGAUUACGGCACGAGCAUGAACAGAGGGAGUUUCGAGCUCAAGGCUGGGUCGUGAGUGGGUUUAUUUGGGUGGAGUCGCCGUUUGGAGAAGCUGACGAGCUUGCUCCUACCCAGCGCCACGUCCAUCACCCUCUUGGUGCUGCAGAAUUCCGCUCCUGAUCGCGCAAACGGAGCAAUAUAUCUCUGGGCAGACUCCAAUCUAGCCAUCGCUCAGGAAGGACUUUUGCUUCGCACUGGAACGGUGCCCACGGUCAAGACCGGAAAGGGCGGCGGGAGUGGAGGAGAUGCACAGAGUCAACCCGACGUCGAUGAAGCUGCAAAGGCGCAGUGGGUGGACAAGGUGAGUGGACGAGACGCUUCCGAUGCAUCGCCUUUUGGCACGGCGCACGCAAUGCCUCUCCUCUUGCUGAUCUGACGCGACUCGUUGACGGUCGAACAUCAAGAUCUUCUUUGUAAGCAUAGUGAAAGGGAUCGCGACGCUCGUGGGCCUCUCCAAGCUAAUAGCGCUCCCCUUCCACCCAGUCCUCCUUCUUUGGUGGCUCCACUGCAGACUAUGCAGCGACGUCUGACAGCGCACUCUACUUUAGCGAUCUGCAAGUGAGCACGUGGCCGAGUGAUCCAACAGCCGCGUUCGUCGCCCGCUCACCCAUCCUCCACCGCCUCCUACCUGCAAGUUCUACGCAGGUGACAAGGCUUCCUCUCUACCAGGCACCGAUGUGCUUCUUACAGCACGUCUGAGCGGCAACGCUUCCAGUACAGGGUCGCUUCGCAGCAACGGCGUCUCAGCAGCUUCAAAGGCGGGCUGCCUGCCAUUGCUCCUCGUCGUGCUCCUCACAGCGCAUGUUCUUCACGUCUGUUGA
Ceraceosorus bombacis is the source of this 1981-nucleotide messenger RNA. Lineage: Eukaryota; Fungi; Basidiomycota; Exobasidiomycetes; Ceraceosorales; Ceraceosoraceae. The record is from the annotation of a GenBank genome assembly.